Eleginops maclovinus (Patagonian blennie) is the source of this 2036-nucleotide messenger RNA. RefSeq names its product leucine zipper protein 2 (gene luzp2). Bases 176 to 1222 code for a protein of 348 amino acids. The record is from RefSeq and is a predicted model, not a curated record. NCBI's taxonomy places the organism in Eukaryota, Metazoa, Chordata, Actinopteri, Perciformes, Eleginopidae. The transcript is spliced from 12 exons.
GUGUUGCAUCUGUCUGCCUCUCUGCUUGUGUGUCUCAGUGCGUGUGUGUGUGUGUAUGAGAGUGCGCUAAAAAACCCAGGCAGCCAGUGGGAGAGCUAGAGAGUCGGGGAGAGAGACACGGGGAAAAAGCAAAAAGCAUCAGAGAAGGGAGAAGGAACGGGAGUGUGAGACAGCUAUGAAAUUCAUCCAAGCUAUUUGCUUACUGCUUCUCUGUCCAGCUUUGAGCUUCAACACCAGACAAAGCUACGAUGGGCUGGAAAAGAAGCUAAAGGAAGUCUUCAGUGAACGGAGCAACAUCCUGCAUCAGCUCUCCAAGACAUCAAAGGAGUUGGACAGCAUAAAAGGCAACCUACAGUCGCUGAAGAAUGAUGACUCAGUGGCCAAAAAGGACGUGCAGAGGAUUCUGGAGCUCAGCCACAAACAGAGAGAGGAGAUGAAGUCCCUCCAGACAGCCUUGCAGAAGCAGCUGGAUGAGGCCAAUGAGAGAGCGGAGAAGCAGCAGGCCACGAUCAAAUUUCUUAAAGUGGAGAUGGAGAAAAAAACCAAAAUCAUCAAGGACUUACAGCAAGAGAACAAGAGCUUGAAAACGAAACUACUAUCGGGACACAAACUUUGUGAUGCCUACGCCGAAGAGUCAAAAAAAAUCCAGGCUCAACUGAAAGAACUUCGGUACGGGAAAAAGGAUUUAAUUUUUAAGGGGCAGCAGCUAAUGGACUUGGAGCAUAAGUUAACCAUUGCCAAGGAAGAACUGGAGAAGACGGCCCUGGAUAAGGAGUCUCAGCUGAAGGCGCUGAAGGACACAGUUCACAUCUGCUUCUCAGCUGUCCUGCACAACCAGCCCAGCAGCAGCCACAGAUUCCCCACCUCCCACCUGUUCAGAUACUCAUCGCUCAUCAACAGCUCCAGAAUCACCUUUCAGCAGCCACAUGCCAAGGACAUCUCCAAAGUUCGGAGAAUUGUCACAGCCAGUAAAUCACCCUUGAACAUGGAAGUAAUGAGGAGAGAGAGUGGCGGGGUUAAAGACUGCCAGAUGGAAAAGACCGGGGGCAACUGCCUUCAAAAUCAGACGAAGGAAUCAGCUCCAGAUAGUAAAAAGCUACCAGAGCCACAGCAGCAGAGGAGCCAAGCGCAGACUGUAAAAUCCACCACAAAGCCCUCAGACGCCAGCGACGAUGCAGAUGGAGGCAGCAGCAUAAAGACAAAGCCACAUGAAUACGACUGAGCGGACGGCAUAUCAUCCAAAAUGCAGAGCUCCUGCAUUGCCUGAAGGAUCUUUCUAAGAGCACACACUUGCGCACUCACACAAAACAUGUGUGCGCCCACACGCACACACACACACACACACACACACACACACACACACACACACACACACACACACACACACACACACACACACACACACACACACACACACACACAGCAUUGUUUGCAAUGGCUAAGACACUGGAUUUCAAACUGUCAUCUGCAAACCUCCAUAGUAAAAUGGCAUGCAUUCUAGAAAUUCUUUUUUUAAAAGGUAGCAAUGGCACUGGUAACUUGUUUCAUGAUUGUUUAUUUGUUGUUUCCUUUUCUGAGUUUUAUUCUGAGUGAGGACACUGCUUUCUAAAUGUGUGAUCUUUAUAGAAAAAUCCCUUUGCACUGGUGAGGUCUGACACUGUAUCCUGUGAUAAGUAUAUCAAUUGACAAUUAAAAAAUACUUCUACUACUACUAUUACUAUUAUUACUACUACUACUACCCAACUUAGACUAUUGUUUGUCACUCAUUGUAGCAAAGUUAAUUUACUCCUCCACAUUUUGAAAUAUAGAGGCUCCAGUUGGCUGGCCAACUGUUCAACGUUUAAUAUUUCAGCGCUCUUUCUGCCUUUAACACUCCAGAGGCUAAGAGCCAAAGACUCACAAUGGGUCGUCUCCCUGAGAAUGUGCCAUGCACUGAGUAGUAACUCCUAGCUACAUGUAUCUGUGUUAUCUGACCUUUCUGUGUCCUUUCAAUAAACUGUAAUUUUCAGUAAAUGUGUGAAGAAUAAAUGGUUAUU